Molecule: messenger RNA, 3033 nt
Organism: Oldenlandia corymbosa var. corymbosa
Lineage: Eukaryota; Viridiplantae; Streptophyta; Magnoliopsida; Gentianales; Rubiaceae
Source: the annotation of a GenBank genome assembly
AUGUAUUCCAGAGAGUCUAUUGUUCAAGAUGCCUUAGAUGAGCUCCACUCCAUCAGCCAAAAAUUAUCUGAUUUAUUCCCAUAUAGGAAACUUAAUCGUCUGCGGCAGUUGUUCGAAUGGGGGAGAUGGUUUUAUUUGUGGGGAAGAAAGUGGGGCGAUGAACAAGAUGUGGGCUGGGAAACUGCAGUGUGUACAGUGGAGGAGACUCUUCACAGACAUUCCCUGGAAAUUCUGUUUCUUUGUCUCACGUUGAAGGAGAAAUUGCUGAGGGUUGAUGAUUCUGAUGAGAGAUGGGAUGCUGAUUCGGAGGGAUGGGAUGUUGUGCUUAAAGAUUUUCUUCGGAGAAUUAUUCGCUCACUGAAACCAGGAAUUGAGGAAUUGGUCCGCCGAAUGUUGGGGACAGAUCUCACAUUGCAAACAAGAUCUUCUUCUCGAACAGAUGUGAAGCAACUGCUGGACAGCGUCGAUUUCAUUCUUCACAGUUUGCAGAGUCCUGAAUCUCGCAGUGCCUGCACAAACGAAACCGUAACGUUCACGAAGAACUUCAUUCGCUUUGCUACGCUUCACGGACUUGAGGAUAGGCAGAUCAUCGGAGAUCUCUUGACUCACUUUGAACGUGUAUUUAUUCAAUCUGCAGUCCUACUUUUUGAUGUUUGCGUUCGACGUGGUUAUCUUUCAUCAAAUUCUCAUCGUGAACUUAGGAGAAAAAUUGAGCCAGUUGAGUCGCGUGUUUGUGAGAUUUAUGUUGGUGUCUUGCAAGAUGUUUCAAAGUUUUCAGGGUCCUCCUUCCAUCCCACUAAAGAAACUCAUGCGUUGGUGUUUAGAGACUUUGUGGAUUCUCUCAUUUUUCUGAUUUUGAACCUUUUCUUCCGUGAUGCCAUUUUUGUGGAAAUGUUUCACCACGAAAUGCAUAAAGUGCAUGAGGGACUCUCAUUCUUGAGAACCACUCUAUCAGAGCACCAUGACAAGCUUGAUGACCUCAUUAGACCUUUGAUUUGUGAGGCAGGCAUCCUAAUUUUUCAUCUCUAUCAAGAAAAUGGAGAACAAAGAGGAAGGUUGUUUGCAAAAUUAGAGCUCCUUUUUUCCAAUUUCAAGACAAAACUCCAAAUUCUCAAGGCUGCAGAAGAAGACGCACCGAGCUUUCCACCAACAUCAGCAUAUCCCCAGACAAACUUGUUGGGUUUUAUUGACUCUGUCUUGGAAAAAAUAAAGUCAUUCGUGAUUCAAGUUUCUUCAGAAAAGGAUAAGUUCCGAGCCCUCCACGAUGAUCUUACAGUUUUAAGAUCUUUUGUAUUCCAUGAUAAUGGGAUGACGAUCCAAGAUCUCUCGAGUCGCGUUGCAGCGGUAGCUUAUGACACGGAGUUUGUACUUGAUUCUUUGGUUGUUGCUGGUAAACCACUCCAGACGAGCCUUAUUGUGCUGCUUGAUGUUAUCAUAACAGAGAUUGAGCUUAUUAAGACUCAGGUCUCGGAGAUUCCUUGGAGUAUGGAGCCAACCAUUGCAGUUCAAAAGAUUAGUCAAGCUAACCUUAAGAUGGCACCAGCAGUUGGUAAGAUCCCAGAUUCCAAUGACAGAGUGGUGGGCUUGGAUGACGAGGCAAGAAUCAUCAUCGAUAGACUCACUAGAGGGACAAAACAGUUAGAUGUGGUUUCGAUUGUGGGCAUGGCCGGAUUAGGUAAAACUAGUUUGGCCAAGAAAGUUUAUCAUCAUUCCCACAUCUCUCAUCACUUCCAGGUUCGCUCUUGGGUCACCGUGUCUCAAGAAUACAACACAAAAGGUUUGUUCAUUGGGAUUUUAAGCGGUCUGUACCAAGAUUCAACUGAAGAGUAUAUAAAUAUGAGGGAAGAUGAUUUGGCUGAAAGACUCCGUAGACGGUUGAAGGGAUACAGGUAUCUUAUCAUCUUGGAUGAUAUUUGGGAUACUCAAGUAUGGAAUAGUUUGACAAUGUCAUUCCCAGACGAUAAUAAGGGUAGCAGAAUUCUCCUAACCAGUCGACAGGAGACUAUUGGUUUGGAAAUCAAUCCACACUCUGAACCUCACCGUCUUCGUGCACUAAAUGAUGAUGAGAGUUGGGAGUUAUUUCGGAAGAAGAUGUGCUUUGACCAAAGCUGUCCAUCGGAAGAAGUAAUUGCUCGUGCCAAGACAAUAGCAAAAUCCUGCAAGGGAUUGCCGCUGAUGAUUUUAAUUGUUGCAGGAUUUCUCGCUAAUACAGAGCCAAAAAUAAUCAUCCCAUCGUCAAUUCUCAAUCUCUCAGAUUUGGAGACUUUGAUUGUUGAUUGUGGUGGGAGAGUUUUGUUGCCGGAUACUUUGUGGGGUAUGAAAAAAUUAAGGCAUCUGGAAGGAGCUGGGGAGUGGGUAUUGCCAUCAGAGAUUCCCGUAGCCAAUUUGGAGAAUUUGCAGACUUUCUCGACUGUAUCAUUCACCUGCAGCCAAACGAUGGUGGGAGUAGUGAAGAAGUUACCAAAUCUCCGGACACUAGACUGUGAUCUCGAUCUGGGUGGAGGAGAGUGCACUGUGGAUUUCAUCACUUUGAAUCAACUCGAAUCACUCUUGAUCACUACUUCUGGUGGGACGAACCUUUUUCAAUAUCGAUUUCCCCAGAAUCUAAAGGAUCUAUCUCUGUAUUCAACUUGCCUUCCAUGGAGUGAAGUUUUAGCUAUUGGAAGGCUACCAAAUCUUGAAGCUCUCCGGUUGUGUAAGAAUGAAUACACGGGGGAAAAUUGGGACAUUGAAGAAGAAGGCACAUUCCCCAAACUCAGAGUGUUGGAAUUAUGGAGGAUGACCAGUUUGCAGAGAUGGACAACGGCUUCGGAUGACGACUUCCCAUCUAUUGAGACAUUGAUACUGAACCACUGCCAUCGCUUAAAGGAAAUCCCUUCUUGUAUAGCCCAACGUUCAACCCUUCAGAUGAUUGCGGUCUGGCAUUGUCCACGUGUCUUUGAUUCGGUAAAGGAAAUUCAUGAAAUGCAGAUGGAUAAUGGAAAUGAAGAUUUACGGAUAUAUUUCGACAAAAAACAACUAACAAAAGAGUAA